CACCAACAACAAAAAGAGCAUGAAGAAGUGAAGAGGUUGAGCUGGAGCUUUCUACAUCCGUUUUGCAGAAUCUUUAAAUAUCCCACAAUAAGCAAAAACAAAAGGAAGGCAAACAUGAAUAUUGGCAUUGCACACAAAUGGGAUAAAUUAUCGCCGCGAGAGUUUUUGCAGCUGCAGGAAUUGGCAUCAUAUUCCACGCGAAAGCUGCAGGAUGUUCUCCAGGAUUUUUGUGCGGCCAGUGCGUCCAGUGAGACGGCCACAUCCAAAUGCAUACCAGAUGGGGACAUUGAUUUCGAUGGCUUUCGUAGGUUUUUGGACGCAUUCCUCGACUGUGAAGCGCCGCUGGAUCUGGCCAAGCAUCUGUUUGUGUCCUUCCUCAAGCCGAACGUCACCCAGGCCCAGUUGCAUGGCAAGGCGCUCAGUCAAAUGGCGGCCAUUAGCAGCACGGCCGCCUGUGCGCCCGUCACGUCUCACACGAAGGGCUCCAUACCGAACCUGAACAGCAUUGCCGAACUGAUGCCGCAAUGCAGCAUUGGCGGCGAUGCCCAGGCCCAAGCACGCACCAGUUUCGUCGACAAAAUCCAUGGUAUUACAGAUAAGUUACAGCACUCACUUGGCGGCCAUUUGACGCACGAUCCCAGCAAGACCGGCAGUGUACAUCCCAUGCUAACCGUUACGCCCAGCCCGUUGGCCAGCGGUCCGAGCAUGUUCCCGAGCAUCAGCGCCGCACGCCGUUCGGUGGACUCGAGCCCCUCGCACUCGCAGACCAAUCCGUCGCAAAUGUCGCGCAAUUCGUCGAAGAAGAGCAACAAUUCCGUUAAUUGCAAAAUUGAUACUGACAUUAAGCUGCUGGCACGUAAGCUCUCCCACUUUGAUCCUUUGACCCUGAAGGUGCCGCUGAAGGAUGUCGUCUGCUAUUUAUCACUGCUUGAGGCCGGACGGCCAGAGGACAAGCUCGAAUUCAUGUUCCGGCUAUACGAUACGGAUAGUAAUGGCGUACUGGACACUGCUGAAAUGGAUGCCAUUGUUAAUCAGAUGAUGGCCGUUGCCGAAUAUCUUGGCUGGGAUGUCAGUGAGCUGCGUCCAAUUCUGCAAGAUAUGAUGGUUGAAAUCGACUAUGACGCCGAUGGCACAGUGUCCUUAGAUGAGUGGCAACGGGGUGGCAUGACAACCAUACCGCUCCUCGUUCUCCUAGGCGUUGAUAGCACCACUCUCAAGGAGGAUGGCAUCCAUGUGUGGCGCUUGAAGCACUUCAGCAAACCGGCGUAUUGCAAUCUCUGCCUCAACAUGCUAGUCGGCCUUGGCAAGAAAGGACUCUGCUGUGUCCUUUGCAAGUACACGGUGCACGAGCGAUGCGUGCAACAUGCGCCCGCCUCAUGCAUCACCACCUACGUGAAAUCAAAGAAGCCCAAAUGCGGCGCAGAUCUGUUGCAUCAUUGGGUAGAAGGCAAUUGCUACGGACGCUGCUCCAAGUGCCGCAAACGCAUUAAGGCAUACCACGGCAUAACUGGACUGACCUGUCGCUGGUGUCAUAUGAUGCUGCAUAAUCGCUGCGCCUCAUCGGUGAAGAAGGAGUGCUCGCUGGGUGAAUAUGCCGGGCUUAUUGUGCCACCCACUGCAAUCUGUCCAGCUGUCCUGGAUCGCCAGCGUUCGGUAAACCAGACCUACAAAAAAUCACAAAUGCAUCAUCAUCACCAGGCAACACAUUUCCAAAUCACGCUGCCGGAUGAGCUGAGCUGUCCGCUGCUGGUGUUUAUCAAUCCGAAGAGUGGCGGGCGACAGGGCGAUCGCAUUCUGCGCAAAUUCCAGUACAUGCUCAAUCCCAGACAGGUCUACGACUUGUCCAAAGGUGGACCCAAGGAAGGGCUUACGCUCUUUAAGGACUUGCCCAACUUCAAAGUAAUAUGCUGUGGUGGCGAUGGCACAGUCGGCUGGGUGCUCGAGGCCAUGGAUUCCAUCGAGCUGGCCACACAGCCUGCUAUUGGGGUGAUACCCCUAGGAACUGGCAAUGACUUGGCCCGCUGUUUGCGCUGGGGCGGUGGCUAUGAGGGUGAAAAUAUACCCAAAUUAAUGGAGAAGAUAAGGCGUGCCUCGACCGUAAUGCUGGAUCGAUGGAGCAUCGAGGUGACCAACAGUCUGCCAACCGUCGAGGAGCUGCGGCCAAAGGUAACUUUGCACUCGAACAUGCAAAAGGUGAUUGAGUUGUCGCAGAGUGUUGUUGUCGACAAAUCGGUGAUCGAAAGAUUCGAAGAAAUUCAUCGACAAAACCUGAUGAGCAGCAGCUGCAGCACAGACAACAUGUCGAAUGUGAACCAGGCGCCAACAACUUCGGCAUCCGCCACCUCGAUUAUGAUGGCAACGGAAUACACUCAGGAUAUGAGGACAACGACAAUGACAUCGACAAUGGCCGGUGGAGAUGGGGGACAACAGCAGGUGGGUGCUGACAGUGGCACACGCACCACAACCACCAAGAGCAUUUCAAUGUCAACGUUCGAAACGAGGCGCAUGCAGAAAAAAUUGGCAUCCACAAUGAGCAGCAGCAGCAGCAGCAGCAACACAAUCAGCUCAAGUGGCAGUGCCGCAGGCAGCCUCAACACCAAUCUGCCGCAACAACAAUGCCAGCCACAGCCAGAGCAUGAGCAGUUGGCAACUGCAGAGUUGCCAUCCCUGACCCGAACCGAUGGAACAGAAAAACAAUCGCUGGAAACGCUGCUCGUGCAGCACAAACAACAUCAGAAAAAGUUAGCAGAAGAAGUUGCUGCCGCUUCGGUGACGCCAACGGAUGCUGCCGCAACCGAGAGUAAUGCAAGCGAUCAUAAUAAUAGUCUGUGCAACGUCGUUAAACAGCAAAUUACAUUGUCAUUGGAUUUGUCGGACAAGUGUACGACCAGCAGCCAAAACAAUAACAACAACAACAACAAUCAAGAGCAACAGAACAGGCAACAUCAUGUGGCCAGCACACCACAAACCCCAAUCACACCCAUCACACCCAUCACGCCCACAACGCCAUCAGCAGCUGUGGCAGCGGCAACACCAGCAACACCCACAACCACAGAGACAGCAGUGCCAAUCAGUGCAACGCAAUGCGGCAGCAGCAGCAACAUUCCACAGAAGGCAAUCAAAGUGCAAUCGGACAAGGACUGCAUUGUGCCCUACAACAUUAUCAACAAUUACUUCUCCGUUGGCGUGGAUGCUGCAAUUUGUGUCAAGUUUCAUUUGGAGCGCGAGAAAAAUCCGCACAAGUUCAACAGUCGCAUGAAAAAUAAGCUUUGGUAUUUCGAAUAUGCAACUUCUGAGACAUUUGCCGCAUCCUGUAAAAAUCUGCACGAGCACAUCGAGAUUGUGUGCGAUGGCGUUGCCUUGGACCUGGCGAAUGGGCCGCAUUUACAGGGCGUGGCACUGCUCAAUAUACCCUACACACAUGGCGGCUCCAAUCUGUGGGGCGAACACUUGUCCCAAAAGCGCAUUCGUAAAAGUGCCGGCCCUUUUGGCAAGAGUAAGAAACUCAAGUCCAGCGACAAGGAGUUCUCAGCCGCCAGCUUCACAUCCGUAGACCUCUCAGUGGCCAUUCAGGAUUUUGGCGAUCGUCUGAUCGAGGUUAUUGGCUUGGAGAAUUGCCUGCACAUGGGUCAGGUGCGGACCGGCCUACGUGCCUCGGGUCGCCGUUUGGCGCAGUGCAGCGAGGUCAUCAUUAAAACCAAGAAAACAUUUCCUAUGCAAAUCGAUGGCGAGCCCUGGAUGCAAAUGCCCUGCACGAUAAAGGUAACACACAAGAAUCAAGUUCCUAUGCUGAUGGCACCGCGCUCGGAAAAGGGACGGGGAUUUUUUAAUAUGCUAUGCAGCUGAUUCAGGCGCAGCGCAUCGAGCGACUUCAUCGGCCGGCGACAGGCCGCUGAAUCAGCCGAUGAGCUGGAAGAUGAUUAUCGUAUUAUGACCAGAAGCACCACCGUCCAUAAUUUACCUUAGCAAGCCAAAUAGCUUUAAACUGUUUGCCCCCAACUGGCUUGCUUACAGUUCACCUAGUCAAAGAUGUCUGCUUAAGCUUAUAUAUAUAUAUAUAUAAAUAUAUAUAUUAGUUGAGUGAGUUAAGUGAGUUUUAGAGCUUUUCAAAUAAU
Molecule: messenger RNA, 4115 nt
Organism: Drosophila grimshawi
Lineage: Eukaryota; Metazoa; Arthropoda; Insecta; Diptera; Drosophilidae
Gene: Dgk
Product: diacylglycerol kinase 1
Exons: 21
Coding region: 115-3846 (1243 amino acids)
Biological process (GO): lipid phosphorylation; intracellular signal transduction; diacylglycerol metabolic process
Cellular component (GO): plasma membrane
Molecular function (GO): ATP-dependent diacylglycerol kinase activity; calcium ion binding
Source: RefSeq, a predicted model, not a curated record